This is a messenger RNA of Sclerotinia trifoliorum, 2807 nucleotides long. Lineage: Eukaryota; Fungi; Ascomycota; Leotiomycetes; Helotiales; Sclerotiniaceae. The record is from the annotation of a GenBank genome assembly.
UACAAAGCAUUUCGUCACUAUCAAGAAGGCCAUUCUACCCUUCUUUUCUCUCUUCUUUAUUUUCCUUUCUAUCUAUUAUACUCUGGAGCUCCCACUUGAUCUUGAUAUUUGUGAUAUUCACAUCAAAAACUUCAUCAAUUUUGAAUUUCAUAUUGAAGCAGCAUAAUGUCAGCUAUUUCAGAAACACGCAGAACCAACGGUAAUUUUGGUAGAGAUGCGCCUCGAUCACCUGUUAGUAUCUCAACAGAUUCUAGUAGGAGGAACUCGUUGAGGCCAAUAUUCCCAGACAAGCACUCAGAGCCUCCUCCAACUCCAGUUUCACCUCCAACCUUUGACCGUUUGUCAAAAAAACGAGCGGCAUCGCUCGACACUGAGAGUGCAAAUCAACCACGAAUCGGAGACCUCGCAUUGAAUAGUGCGAGCACAAGCAAUAGUAUCACCGGAGGACCUUCGCCAAUUUCUGAUACGGCCGUCACAGAACAAGUGUGCCUUUGUCAACCUGACCCUAAGAUACCACGACCUCGAAACGGUGCGUGACUUAAAACUUUUCUUUGACAUUGAUGAUUGACAAUGAUCGUAUGAUUGGUUGAAAGGGGCUCCAGAAACCCUAUGUUCACCCUAAUCUUUGUUUACUUAGAUGGCAUCCUUUGUUUUUACUACAGAAGCUAACAUCAUCUCUUUAUAGCAUUUAUCCUUUACCGUCAACAUUAUCAGGCACAAGUCGUCGCCCAGCAUCCCGGUCUUGCAAAUCCCGAAAUAUCAAAGAUCAUUGGCGAACAGUGGCGAGAGCAGGCUCCAAACGUAAAAGAGGAAUGGAAAAGACUCGCUGAAGUAAAUAACAUAGUAAAUAGCCCGUGAUCUUUGACCAUGCUGAUUUGAUGAUACCUAGGAAGAAAAACAACGUCAUCAGAGACAAUACCCAAAUUAUCGUUACCAGCCACGAAGAGCUGGAAAACCAGUCGGUAAUCGUCCACCAACUUCAACAUCGGACGAUGCCAUUCGGUGUCCGAGAUGCAACGGACGCUACAUCUCAACGCCAAGUACACCGCUGACACCAUUUACGCCGGCAUUUGGGGCUGCCGUUCCUCGUAACGAUAGACUUCUCCCAUCCUUCAGUGCGAAUAAUCAGUCCCAGCAGCAGCAUCAGCAGCAGUCCCAACAGUCUCAGUACCAUUCCCAGCCCGUCGAGCUGGAUAGGCAACGCUAUUUCGCCCAAAUGCCGAGAAACGGUAGAGUUGAUUCGCCACGUAUAGGUCCACCUCCCCAACAAAUGGUCAGGCGGCACCCAUAUCCUCAACCCCUCCAUACGCAUCACGAACACGAUCAAGAUAGUGAGAUGCAAUCUCCCUCCCCGGAUAUCAAACGUCGACGCUUCACAAAUGAUCCGAGGGUCUACCCACAAGCAUCUCCUAUGAUUUAUUCUAACCAUCAAAGCUUUGCCCGCACUCAACAAAUCCCAAUGUCCGCAGGACCCUUCCGGAACCCUCCUCAACCUCUUCCAUCUACAAGACCCGGUGUAAUGGGUCCGCCUCAAUCUGCACCUAUGCGAAGCACUCAUAUGCAACAGACCAUGACACCCGUCUACCGCAACCGUACACCAACAUUUGACGAAUCCUUACGACUACCUCCUUUACAAACUCAACUUCCUACUACAACCUCCACCUCCACCUCCACCUCCACCUCUACCCAUCCUCCCACCGAUCGAGAUGUCCGUCACGAAAACCGGGAAUCUCAAGCUCGCAGUAUUGAAGCUAUGGUGAUGACAAUUCCGUAUAUGAAUAAAUUGACGGUACUUUCAAAAAUUUCCCCGCCAUUGGCGACGCCGGGUCCGACGAGCCCGGCACAGGAUAUUAGAGGUGCGGUGAUUGCGGUAGAGGGGGUGGAAAAAGGAUUGAUUAAGGAGGUAGGAGAUUUUAUUAGGGGACAUUUAGAAAAAGAUGCUAGUUGUGUGGUCCGGACAUGGAUUACAGAUUCAAGUGCUGCUCGAGGUUCAAGAGAAAUAGCGGCAGAUGGUGACAUGGAUACUGAGAUGCGGGACGUCUCGGCUGCAAAAGACAGUAGACGGGAAGAAGCAAGGGAGAAGGGAAAGGAAAAAGAUGCAGAGAGAAUUGAGCAUAGAGAUGAGAUGAUGAUGGAUAUAAAAGAUUUCAAACACAAAGAAGAAUCUUCCGAUCCGUUUGUCGAUUAUUUAUCGACUAUCUCUCAAUGGCAUCGCAAUUCCUCUCAAAUCACAAAGUUUAUCACUACUAUCCCUCCUUCAUCUCCUCGCAGAGAUACUCCGAUUACCUCAUCAACACCCCAAUCUUCGGAAACGUCCCAAUCUUCUACUCCUCACAAAAAAACACCAAUAGCCCUCAUACCACAUGGCUAUUCCCUCACAUUGUCAGACUCGUUUUCGCUAAGAUUACCGAUAAAUGAUUCUUAUGCGCCGGUAGAUCAUUGGCAGUGGAUGGCUACGCUGUGGAGAGGUAUUAUAGGUGCGGAUCUUACGGUUUUCGUAAAGGGGGUAGGGAGGGAGGAGAUGGAGCGGUGUGGGGGUGUAGAGUGGAGUGUUGGGGGUGGGGGGGAAUAGUGGUUAGAGUUUUGGUUUCGGAGAAAGGGGGAGGGAGGGUAGUUUGGGGAGUUUAGGGGAUAGUGGGGGUUUGAGGAAGGGGAGUGGUGGUGCGGAGAGUCAAAGAGAAAGAGAAAGAGAAAAGGAGAUAGCUGGUGGAACUGGAAAGGAAAGAGAAAAAAUUAAGGGCAAAAUGGAUGAGAAGACUAGAAGGAGAUUAGGUUUUGAAGUUGGUGAAUGGGUCAGGGGAAUUGAU